This is a messenger RNA of Protomyces lactucae-debilis, 1284 nucleotides long. RefSeq lists its product as uncharacterized. The record is from RefSeq and is a predicted model, not a curated record. Gene Ontology annotation, biological process: ubiquitin-dependent protein catabolic process. Gene Ontology annotation, cellular component: cytosol. NCBI's taxonomy places the organism in Eukaryota, Fungi, Ascomycota, Taphrinomycetes, Taphrinales, Protomycetaceae. The annotation marks the transcript as partial. Gene Ontology annotation, molecular function: polyubiquitin modification-dependent protein binding. The transcript has 2 exons.
CAUGGAUGACGACUCAGCACGCCCCCAAGUCUUCAAUCGGACUGCUCGCUCGUCUGACUCCAGUCGCUGCAGUAAACCUCUGCCGCUCUCUGUGCUGAUGGCGCCCAUCACAAUCAACAUCAAGGCGAGCAAUGACAAGAAGUACUCCGUCCAAUUCGAUACAGACAAGACGGUAGCGGAACUCAAGGAAGAAAUCUCCAAAGUCUCUGAGAUCGAAGCAUCGCGUCAGCGACUCAUAUAUUCUGGCAGGGUAUUAUCCAAGGACGAUGACAAGUUGGAUCAGUACAAAGUCAAGGAUGGCAACACCAUUCACCUUGUGCAGGGCAAAUCACCGGCGGCAGCUGGAGCAAAUGCACAAGGCACUUCGUCGCCUGCAGCCGCACAGCCACAAAUCCCAAUGAGUGCAGGAACAGGAGUAGGCAAUCCGUUGACUGGGCUGACAGGUGCGCGCUAUGCGGGUCAGAUCGGACUGCCCAAUGCUUCCUUGUUUGGUGCAGACGGAGGUAUGACCGGCAAUUUUGGCGGUGAGGAAGAUAUGGCAGAGAUGCUCUCGCAGCCAGGUGUCCGUGAAGCAAUGGAAGCAGCAUUUUCAAAUCCACAGUUUAUCGACCAAAUGAUCAAUUCCAACCCGCAGCUCCGUGAUGCGCCGCCCUACGUUCGGCAGAUGUUGCAGUCGCCCGAGUUCCGUCGUCAAAUGAUGGACCCAAAUUUCAUCCGGCAGAUGAACCAGAUGCAGCGCUUGAUGGGAGGUGGUCCCGCGCAGCCAGCAGCCUUCCCUGCUCCAGGACCUGCUACGAAUGCAGAUACUGCUGCUGCUGGCACGGCAUCUGGUACUGGCACAAAUCCAACGAAUGCCACAGGUCCGCAGACAACUUUGCCUGAUAUCGGCCAAAUGAUGCAGAUGAUGCAAGGCGCGGGAGGAAAUGCUGCUGGUCCAGGAGCUGCGAAUGCAGGUGGUGCCGGUGGCGCAGACAUGUUCUCACAAAUGAUGCAGAACCCGGCUCUCAUGAGCAUGUUGGGCGGUAUGGGAGGGUUGGGUGCCUCGCCAGCGUCAAACGCGCCUGCUGAUACACGACCGCCCGAGGAACGAUAUGCAGAGCAGCUGCGCCAGUUGAACGACAUGGGUUUCUUUGACUUUGAACAAAACGUUUCGGCGCUGAGAAGGUCUGGUGGAUCUGUUCAAGGCGCUAUCGAAGCGUUGCUCAGUGGUAGCAUUUGAAAGUUGUUGCAUAGUCAAGCCAUUGUUAGCAUUCAUGAUCAUACAUCUCUACAAACAGGUUACGG